Drosophila serrata is the source of this 1356-nucleotide messenger RNA. RefSeq names its product mitochondrial ribosomal protein L37 (gene mRpL37). Gene Ontology annotation, cellular component: mitochondrion. The record is from RefSeq and is a predicted model, not a curated record. Lineage: Eukaryota; Metazoa; Arthropoda; Insecta; Diptera; Drosophilidae.
CGCAGUCACGAGUAUUGCCCAUCUCUAAUGGGCAUUUCAUAACCAGUCCGCCGGCCACUCAUUUCUUUUAACGAAAACAUUUGCUGAAUCCUAACUGAAAUGCGGCUGACCAACACUUUAUGUGCCCAGCACAUUGGCUGGCACUUCAAGAAGCACUGGCUUGUCCAGGGAAAGCGUGUGCCAAAGGAGACAGGCGCUGCCGCUGAGCUCCUGAAAUUGGCUGUGGCUGUGAAGACUCCCGAAGACAUACUAAAUCCCAGAAAGGAAAGGAGGAGGGUUGAGGUAGUGGGCGACCGCCAGCCAACGAUUCCCGAGGACAGCAGUCAUCCCAACUGGCACUCCACCGUUUGCCAUUCCUACUCCGAUGGCAGUGUACUGGUUGGUGGAUUGCCCCAGGCUCAGGUGCUCACCAACGCCAUCGAGAUCCAAACGUUCCCCAAGCAGAUCGAGGAUGCCCUGGCCAGCCAGGAACUGCCCAGUUCUAUUGACAAGAGUGUACGGCAUGCUGUUGCAGCUGCCCACGUGCUUGAUGCGGAGCAGGUGAAGCUGCCCAAGGUGCGGUGGCCGGAACGACCAAAUUUUAACCUUCCACGGCCCUACGGCAUUUCCCACGGCAGAGUCAAUCGCCUUUUGGUAAACAAACUCCUGCAAGAGGUGGAAAAACUAGCAGGACGUUCGGUUUCUGUGAAACGAAAGUUUGCAGAUAAUGCCACCUUCAAGACCUCCUUGACUAAAGACGGCGACCUGCUAGGCUUUGCUGUUAAUGCCGAAAAAGUCAUAUUCGCCAAUCGUGCCAUUGAGGGGAUCAAGGGUAAAUUUGAGGGAAACCUGCCCGAUCUUUAUCCCAUGAAGAGCAACAUUUCGAUACCGAAAAACCACAUUUAUGUGACAGACAAUUUCUACCCCCUAAGGACAGAUGUUAAAUGUUCCCAUCCCCACACGAUAUUCACGGUCUUCAACAAGCACCUGGUUGGCAAUACCCACGGCUCAGAGGUCACAACAUCCCAACUGCAAGCAAGGACACUGGUCAAGGCUUUCGUGGUGGCUGCGGCACGAGCCAGGCAACUGCACGGUCCAUCUAUGCAGGGGACUCUUCCUAAGCCCAUUGUUGUGCAGAGUGUCCAGACAGACGGUCGGACGUUCCACUUUGGAGUCCUUCAGCUGAAUACACUAGAUGUUGGUGCUGAUAGCUCUACGAGAAACUACUGGUUCCAUAGACAGAACUAUGAUCUAUUUACUGAAUGCAAAUACGAGGCGGGAAGGACGCAUUUGGAGAAUUACAACGGCGAUGUCUUCCGUAUACUGAAUGCGUUUUAUAACAACUCUUAAAAUAUAAAUGCAAUUGUUUACAAGGUA